CUAUAAUGCUCCAAAUCGAGCAACUGGAGGACCUAAUUACUCAAUAUAGCGGACACCCCUGCCAGACAAGCUGUAUUUUUGCCUUCAUCAAAGUGCGUCAACAGCUUCUCGCUUAGGACGUGUAUAGUCGAGCACGUGCUUUAUCCGGAAAAGAAUCAUCUGCCUUGGUCAUCACCUCUGCUUUGAGAACGGGACAAUAUGAAACCGAAACAGUCGGCUUCAAGCAACAUGUCGUGUCACAGAUAGAUGACAAAAGCGUCUGUAAUCUCAAAACUGUCAAAGCACCCCCGGUCGCAAGGCUUCCAGGGAUAUAUACUGCAUACAAGUAUGUACUGUGAUGCUAUUUGGAAAAGGCACAGAGUGCCCAACGUAACGCCCAGAUAUUGCGGGUUUUCAAGCCAGGUAUUGCAUCUAUUAACCAUGGCCAACCAUAGGCUCUCUUGCUACAACAGCCAGGUUUCUCGCCCUUCUCGAGAAGAACAAAUGUCUUGUGCUACAGUACUACAGAGAACAUAUACGUGUAAAGUAAUGCUAGCAGCGGCGGGGGGUCUUGGAUGUGACGCUGUGUCUGCUAGGGUUGCUCGUGAACCCAACACAAAGGUCAGCUACCUAGGAUAACCAUCGGCAGCAGCUCAGUUCAGCAGGUGAAAUAUAUAAGCUGGGCAAGCUUAGUCC
Messenger RNA from Trichoderma atroviride IMI 206040, 675 nucleotides. The record is from RefSeq and is a predicted model, not a curated record. NCBI's taxonomy places the organism in Eukaryota, Fungi, Ascomycota, Sordariomycetes, Hypocreales, Hypocreaceae.